This is a messenger RNA of Morone saxatilis (striped sea-bass), 3493 nucleotides long. It is a transcript of the gene tex2l, whose product is annotated as testis expressed 2, like. Bases 1 to 3228 code for a protein of 1075 amino acids. The transcript has 11 exons. Lineage: Eukaryota; Metazoa; Chordata; Actinopteri; Moronidae. Gene Ontology annotation, molecular function: lipid binding. Gene Ontology annotation, cellular component: endoplasmic reticulum. The record is from RefSeq and is a predicted model, not a curated record.
AUGGCAGAGAGUGGAACAAAUGGGGAAAGAAGAAGUGAGGCUAAAGAAAGAGGAGGUGGCAGACCUCUCCAGGAGCCCCACAGCCCAGCUCUCGGCCUCUCCCCAGGCGGUGCCCCCACCCUUGGGAGCAAGAGGCAUCUGCCUCGAGGGAUUGUGAUCCAGCUGACUGGGACUGAGGGAGAAUGGGACAGUCUCGAUGACAGUGAGCUCAUCUUCUCCCUUGACCACGAUGAUGACCACCCCUCUAUAUCUCUCUCCAAACAGUUUUCUGUUGAGGAUGACAGAGGGUUGCAGUCCCAAGCGUUCCAUGUCCCUCUUUCUCCCUCGUCUCCUGGCUCUUUGGGCACUGCCACUGGCCCCAGUUUUCUCUCACCAGGCCCUCCUUCACCCACCCACCGACCCUUUGCAAGCCUGGUCAAGUCUCUCUCCACAGAGCUGGAGCUCAAAGAAGGCUCCACCCUCAGACCUAAGCCCCUUCUCAGCCUCGUAAAGUCCAUCUCCACAGAGAUCUCCCGCUCAGAGCCCGAGGUGUCGCAGUCAAAAUCGGACUCCCGCCUCAACCUCCACCUAUGGAAGCAGCUUACCCAAUCAAAAACCCGCAGCAAUGGGGACUCUCGCACUGCGCCCCCUUCUCCUAGCUCACUCUCCCCUAGUGGAGAGGGUCUGAAAGGGGGCUUCUUCAAAAUGGAGCUAGAGGACACCAAGAGGAAGCUCUCGGAGGCCGUGCACGAGCCUCUAAGCAGCAUGUUCAGUAAGAUCAUGAGAGAGGAGAGCACAGGCAGCCCAAAACACCAGGGUAAGACCCAGGGGGCUCAUCAGGGCAGCUCCAGAGGUUUAGGGCGUGAAAGCAGCACGGACACGGUUCUUUCUGAGUCUCCUGUGAGGAACACUAGAAAAACAGAUGCUGAUGUUUUGCCUGUGUUUGACUGGCCUUCUGUCAGACAUCCUGGGAGAAGCCACCACAGCCACUGCCCUGUGCAUCACAGCAGACAACAUCACAGGGAUGAGCAGCUGGAAAUAUAUACAGACGGCGACAUGAUGCAAGUAUUAGCCAUUGAGACUCAGGGGCCAGAUAGAAGAUCACCUGCUGGUCCUCAGGUCCUUGCAUCACCAGUGGUUAGGACUUUUCCCUUUUCUCAACCCCCUCCUCCUCUGCCAUGCACAGGUUUAUUCUGUAUAGCAGUGCUGUCCUACGGCUAUUUCAUCCUACCUCUCAGUCCAUACUUCUCUGGCCUGGCUCUGGGAUUAGCACUGGGCUUCUUGCUAGGAUUGUUUUUGAUCAGGAUGGGUUCCAGGUCUCGCUGCUCUGAUCCUCCAUACAGACCACCACAGAUGUUGGGUGAGGGGAUUCUGUCUGGUGGCACUGUCAGUAUUGAGCCCGACACCCUUAAGGGCUGGAUGAAUGAGAUACAUGAUUACGACCCAGAAACCUAUCACCCAGCUCUGACUCACUCCGUGUUUGCCACUCUGGAGGGCUCCUGUCUCCGCCUGGACUCCCCGCGCACCAACAUUAGCCGCAGGGCAACAUACGAUGAGAGAGUCCAUGAGGCCACGUUUGUCAAGUCACGCUCCUUUCAGCUUGCAAAGAGCAAAGUAUUCCUGCUGCCAUCUGUGUUAGCUCGGAAGAGGAUGUGGAACCCAAAGUAUCCCAUCUGCAUCCAACUGGCAGGGGGAGUCAACUCCCAAGGGGAUGAGGAAGGAAGGUCGGAGGAUAGUCAGGGAGAGGAGCCAGAAGCUGAACCGGCAUGUCCACAACAAAGUUCCUCCAAACACAUCCAUGACCUUCCCACAACUCUGUAUCUCUUCGGCCGCACAGGACGUGAGAAAGAGGAAUGGUUUCGUCACUUCCUGUUUGCAUCCAUGGAUACAGAGAGGGAAAAAGAGAGGGACAACCAGAAGCCUGGCAGAUGUGUGUCCAGAUCAGGUGACAAUGCACUGGCACAGAGCGUUAGCACCUCCGGUAAUGUGCCAAGCAGCAGAGGCCCCAGCAGAGUGGGCAGCAGCGAAGAUGACGCCCCCUCCACACCUCCCCCCUGCAUGUCUGCAGCUCACGUCUGUAAGACCUCCAGUAGCACCCGGGGCCUUUCCGUGUUAGACUACCCCCGCUACAUGGCUCAUCUCCUGGCCACAGAGGAGCUGACCCCCCUGUCCAGUCCUGGAGCCAGCAGCACAGAGACAAGCCCCACCGUCAAAGCAAAUUGUAUCUGUGAUCAAGCGGAACACCCUGGGACGAGCCAGACCGCGUGGGCUAACGCUCUAAUUGGUCGAAUCUUCUGGGACUUCCUGCGAGAAAAGCACUGGGCAGACGUGGUCUCCCACAAGAUCCAGAAAAAGCUGAGCAAAAUCAGACUGCCUUACUUUAUGAAUGAGCUGACUCUGACUGAGUUGGAUAUGGGCUGCUCUAUGCCUCAAAUCAUCUCUACCUCCAGACCAGAGGUCAACCACAGAGGCCUGUGGGUGGAGCUGCAGCUGGUCUACACUGGUGCCCUACAGAUGACCCUGCAGACCAAGUUCAACCUGUCCAAGCUGGGUAAAGAGGGCGGUCAGGAUACAGACUGUACGACGGAAACUGGUAGCCCACGCUGCAGGCCCAUCUUCAGUGUGUUGGCGGACAGUGAUGAGGAGUCCUCCAGUGCUGGUUCAUCUGAUGAAGAAGAACUACUUCUGUCUGAGCCUCAGGGUCCAUUGGGGGAGAAGGGACCCACAUCAGCUACUGAUGGGACAGGGGGUGGGAAGACUGGGAGGAAGAUUUUGAGAUUUGUGGACAAAAUCGCUAAAUCCAAGUAUUUCCAGAAGGCGGCAGAGAAUGAGUUCAUUAAGAAGAAGUUUGAGGAGAUGUCCAACACCCCCCUGCUGCUUACUGUGGAGGUUCAAGAGCUGUCGGGGACUCUGGUCAUCAACAUCCCGCCGCCCCCUACAGACAGAAUAUGGUACAGCUUCUGUGUGCCCCCCAAGUUGGAUCUGCAUGUCCGUCCCAAACUAGGGGAGAGGGAGGUGACUUUUUGUCAUGUGACUGAGUGGAUUGAAAAGAAACUGCAGGAUGAGUUCCAGAAAGUGUUUGUGCUGCCAAACAUGGAUGACAUCUACUUACCCCUGAUGCACUCCACUGGGGUGGACAGCCCUCAAGUAUCGCAGCAUCUGUCCUCUCAGUCCCAACGGUCCCAAAGCUCCUCCACAGAGUCCAUAGAGCGGAUCCCACCCGAGAUCUCUGGGGCAGAGUCUGACUAGUGCCUCGCUGCUGAUGAUCGAAGCAGAGCCGACCCUGCAAAAUGGAUUCAUUAUAUAUUCACAGUGAGAGAAGGGGGGGAGAAGAAUUAAAAUCACCAAGCAGAACAUAAUACAGUUACUUUUUGCCUCUAUAGACUUGCAGACUUACUAACCCUUGUGCUUCUGUCUGAACGAGGAGUUUCUAAAGGUCUGAUGUUUAGCGCUGUAGGCGUGAUGGAGAGUUUGAGGAUUGUUUGUAUCUAAAAGGAGCUUCAUGAUACGGUGA